AUGGGAAAGCUAUGGCUGCUUUUGAUCGCCACGGGAGGUGCCGAGAAGGUUCUGCAAUGGUUGUUUGGCAUGGGUGGCGACCAGCAGGUCUUUCCUCUCAUGGAUUUUGUGGCGUCACAAUCGGAGGAGAUCGAUGAUUUCCUGGCACGGCAACGCAACGACUUGGCCAAACCGGGCUCAUCCUUGACGCAACUGCGGAAUGCAGCAAUGCAGCUGAGAUAUGGAAGUGCUGCAGCAGAUGAAGCGUCCCUGGCCGCGUGGCUGCUGAAGAUUCGUUGGAGCAGCUUGCUGUGGCCUGAGACAGAAGAAGCGCGGGACUUGGUCUCCCACCUUGCCGCCAUCCCACCGCAGGUGGAAGGCUCCCCCUGCGACGCCGCGUCCUACGACGUGGACGACGUUUUUCUGGAGCGCCUGGAGCGUGCGAUGCAGGGCCUGGAGACCUUGGCGCUGGAGCAAAAUGAGUUCAAAUGGGCCGACUUCUUUGGUCGCCAGAUCAGUCAGCAGCCUCUGUGCCUCAUGGGCGUGGCGACCUUGUUUCUGGUGGCUGCCGACAUCACUGCCUUCGCCGCUGGCGCGGAGGGUGGGGAGCAUUCCCAACGCGUGGAACGGGCCUUGCUCUUCGCGCAAGGCUUGGCGUUGCAGCACGUCUUAGAGGCACCAGCGGAACAGAAGGAUCUGCACCGCAGGGACUUGUUCAGGAGCCGAUGGCCACUUUGGCGCCUGAUGCGCAGCAUAGAGGUGGAACUGGCAAAGGGCCAUGCAUUCAAUGAACCACGUGCACUGCACGCAGAUGCUAUCAUCGAAACUGCGGAAGAAGAGGAUCUGUAUUUGACGGUCAUUGUGCAGUGCCGGAACGAUGACUACGGUGGACACAUGCUCCUGCGACUGAAUCGGAUGUUGGCCACCACUGGACGGAUGCUGCACACCACCGGGGUGCCGUCCGAAAUUAUUAUCGUCGAAUGGAACCCGGUCUUCAACGCGGCGGCGAUCCACGAAGAGAUUCAGCGAGAGCCCGGAAUGGAGACGGUGCCCAUUCGAGUGAUCCAAGUGCCCACGGCGAUACACAUGUCGAUGCCGCAUCACAAGGCACACCCCAUCUUCGAGCACACCGCAGAGAAUGUGGCUUUCAGGAGAGCCCGAGGCAAGUUCAUCCUGAAGACCAACAUCGACAAUAUCCUCGCCCCUGACACCAUUCUCUUUAUCGCCCGGCAGCAAUUGGACCCUACAGUUGUGUACAGGGCAACGUAUAUGGAGUAUGAUGUGACAUGCCCUGAAGCCGAGGGAAAGGCCGCAGACGAGCUGAUUGAGUGGCUCUUUAGCCGGGAGGAGAUCAUCACUGGAAUGAAUCUGGAGAUGGCUGAUUUACGCACAAAGUAUCCAGAAGAUGCCAACGUGUGCAGCGAGGGAAGGCAGGGUGAGGUGCCCAGCAGCCCUCGGCCCUUCUACUGGGCCGGGAGUGGUGACUUCGUCCUGGCCAGUCGCCAACUGAUCCUCAGCGUGCGCGGCUAUCCUGAGGUGGCCCAGAACUGGCAGACCGAUGAUCUGAUCCACUGCCGUUUGCGCGCGGCUGGUGCCCGGCAGGUGGUGUUGCAGCCACCCUGCGUCACGGUGCACCAAAACCACCGACGUAUCAAUCGGGUCCGCGCAAGCACACGCUGGGUCAUCACCGACAAGAACUUCCAGGAGGUCUGUGACAAUCCCUUUCGGCCUCUGAAGACGGAAAUUGGUUUAGACGGUUCCUGGGGAUUUCUGAACGAACGCUUCGAGGAGAACGUGGUGUGA
Molecule: messenger RNA, 1782 nt
Organism: Cladocopium goreaui
Lineage: Eukaryota; Dinophyceae; Suessiales; Symbiodiniaceae
Source: the annotation of a GenBank genome assembly